UCUUCUUCUUCUUUUUCUUCGCAUUUAAUUAGAAAAUUGCUCUUUUAAAUUUCACAUUUUUAUUAUCUUUCAUUUCUUCUUUUUCUUCCUUUCACUCUGCUUCUAGCUCCACUUUUGCAAGCACCUCGCCAUUUGUCUUACUCUUACUCUUUUAUGGAUCCCGAAAACGCCACCCCACCCCCCGACUCUCGUCUGAAAUUUUAUAAGAGUACUCUACUCUUAGCAUACCAGAGUUUUGGUGUUGUGUAUGGAGACUUGAGCAUAUCACCGAUAUAUGUUUACCAGAGCACAUUUUCGGGAAAGUUGAGGUCUCAUGAGGAAGAUGAUGUAAUUCUUGGGGUACUUUCUUUGGUUUUCUGGACUUUGACCCUAAUCCCUCUCUGCAAGUACAUUAUAAUUGUCUUAGGAGCAGAUGACAAUGGUGAAGGCGGAACUUUUGCAUUGUAUUCAUUGCUUUGUCGGCGCACAAAGCUGUGUCUUUCAAGUGCUCCUCAUGCAACACCUGAUGAGUAUUCUCCUUACAAUUCUGAAACACCCCUAAGGGAGACGAGGGGAAGCUUGCUUAUAAAGGAGUUCUUUGAGAAACAUCACAAUUCGCGACUUCUAUUGCUACUGGUCGUGCUUCUGGGAACCAGCAUGGUUAUUGGCGAUGGCAUUCUAACUCCAUCAAUGUCUGUCCUUUCUGCAGUUAAUGGCAUAAAAGUGAAGGCUAAGGGACUACAUGAGAAUUAUACUGUAUUGAUUGCUUGCCUGAUUUUGGUGGGGCUAUUUGCACUUCAACAUUUUGGGACGCAUAGAGUUGGCUUUGUUUUUGCUCCUAUCUUGUUAGCUUGGCUCUUAUGCAUUAGUCUGGUUGGUUUAUACAACAUAAUACAUUGGAACCCAGGCAUUUUCAAAGCUCUUUCACCAUACUAUGUAUAUAUCUUUUUCAAAAAGGCUGGAAAAGAUGGAUGGAGAUCUCUUGGAGGAGUUGUUCUAUGCAUUACAGGUGCAGAGGCCAUGUUUGCUGAUCUUGGUCAUUUUUCUCAGCUUUCUAUUAGGAUUGCAUUUACUGCUGUUGUUUACCCAUGUUUAAUUAUUGCCUAUAUGGGUGAGGCUGCUUAUUACACCAAGCAUACAGAGGACCUCGAGAGAAGCUUCUUUAAAACCAUCCCUGAGGUUGUAUUUUGGCCAGUAUUUGUCGUUGCCACCCUUGCAACAGUAGUGGCAAGUCAGGCAAUUAUUUCUGCUACUUUCUCCAUAAUCAGCCAAUGUAGAGCACUGAGGUGCUUCCCUCGUGUCAAAAUAAUCCACACAUCAGGCCAGAUACAUGGGCAGAUCUAUAUACCAGAGGUGAACUGGAUCUUGAUGGUUCUGUGCAUUGCUGUUGUUGUUGGCUUCAGAGACACAGAAAUGAUAGGCAAUGCUUAUGGUCUUGCGGUCAUCACGGUAAUGUUUGUUACCACCUGCUUGAUGUUUCUUGUUAUUGUUAUGGUUUGGAAGGGGUGGGUUUUGGCUGCUCUUGCUUUUGUAGUUUUUUUUGGAUCCUUGGAAUUGGUGUAUGUUGCUGCUUGUUUUGCCAAAGUCCACAAGGGGGGUUGGCUUCCUCUUACAUUUUCCCUCAUAGUUCUUUCUGUUAUGUGUAUCUGGCACUAUGGAACUAUAAAGAAACAUUCAUUUGAGAAUCAUAACAAGGUAUGCUUGGAUAUGAUUCUAACCUUGGGACCCCAUUGUGGUGUUACUCGUGUUCCUGGCAUUUGCUUAAUCUACUCCAAUGUGGUCUCAGGGGUCCCUCCAAUGUUUGCACACUUUGUCACCAACUUCCCCGCCUUCCACCAAAUCCUCAUAUUUGUUACUAUUGAGUCCUUCACAGUUCCAAAAGUUCCUGUCAGUCAGCGAUUCCUUGUUAGCCGCAUCGGCCCACCACAGUUUUGUCUUUUUCAAUGUGUUGUCCGGUAUGGUUAUAAGGAUGCCAGGAAGGAUGCCCAUGCUUUUGAGAAUCAAUUACUUGAAACCAUAGCAGAGUUUCUGCGCAGAAGUGGUGAUGAUUGUGAUACUGGAACUUCUGGGCUGAUGACUGUGAUUGAUUCAAGCCCAGAGGGGGAUGCAGGUGGUGUAAGACAAGGGAAUGGAGCUGGUACAGGGACUAACCGGAAGAGAGUAAGAUUUCGUGGUGUUGUAUGCAGUAAGGAACUGGAGGAACUUGAGGAUGCUAGGGAAUCUGGACUGGCAUAUAUGAUGGGCAACACUUGUGUUUUGGCAACCGACACAUCUUCAUAUAUUAAGAAGUUUGUCAUUAACAUUGUCUACGGGUUCUUGAGAAGGAACUGCCGGCGUCCAGCAACUGCACUCGGGGUACCCCACACAUCUCUCAUAGAAGUAGGAAUGGCUUAUCGAGUCUAGUCUCACAGAAAACCAGAAAGUAGGGCAACAGUCCAGGUUCACUGCAAUUUGAAGUAAAUACUAACUAGAUUACGUAGAACCUGACUCCAGUUUUUACGCUCUCUAUAGGUGAUCUCGUACAGGUCUAUUUAUUUAUUGAUGGCUGCAAUUGUAGGAAUAUGAAGAAGCUAAAAGAACUAGGCAUACUGUAAUUAUAUUCUUUUCUUUGGUUAUAUAUAAAAUGCAUUAUUAUGUUCUGCCC
This is a messenger RNA of Pistacia vera, 2623 nucleotides long. RefSeq names its product probable potassium transporter 13. The record is from RefSeq and is a predicted model, not a curated record. Gene Ontology annotation, biological process: potassium ion transmembrane transport. The coding region runs from base 154 to 2382 and encodes 742 amino acids. The transcript is spliced from 9 exons. Lineage: Eukaryota; Viridiplantae; Streptophyta; Magnoliopsida; Sapindales; Anacardiaceae. Gene Ontology annotation, molecular function: potassium ion transmembrane transporter activity. Gene Ontology annotation, cellular component: membrane.